AUAUGAUCUUGGGUUUGCUGUGGUGGACUUACUAACAAUCAUGGCAGUGACGUAGUGCGCAGUGCUUCAAAGCUAUGGCAGAAGAACCGCCAUCAGUGUUGGCGGCAUUCCUCGGCGAGGCACCUUCUGCUGCCGCCCUGCGGCGGCCUAGCUCUAGUGCGCCAAGCCAGAGGCACUAUGCUCGUGGAUCCGGUGAGGAUUCCUCUCCCGACACGCCUGGCCUACCACAACAAGACGGUGGCUUUGAUGAAUGUGCCGAGUACAAUGGGGCCACCUCAGCUGAGACGGAUUUGUUGGGUUGUGGGCCGUUGGCUCAUGCAAAGCGGGCAGCUAAAACUGCGCGAGCAGCAAAACCUCCGAAGAAUGCUGCAGAGUUCAAGGGAUCUGGCUUUGCUGGAUACGCUCAGGUUCCUAGCAAGCCAUGCGGCGGCAAACCUCCGGAAAUCGAGGAUUUCAGCAAGACUUCAACUCCAAUGCCGGAGGGUGUGGCCAAGAUGUUUGGAGAGGAUGGCAAGGAUAGCCCCACAGAUCGCGGAGCUGAACGAAGCCAAGUGUCUGUCAACAAAGCCCGACCACGCUCUGGCUCCCGUGGCGGUGCCCUCUGCCAGAGUGCCAGCAUGCGUGACUUGGAACGAACUCCGCCAACUUCAGCGCCAACUGCUACAGUGGAUUACGAUCCAAUGGGUUCUUCCUUUGGCAAACGGCGCUUUGGUGGCAGAGGAUGAACCCGGUGCCUGCCAACUAGUUUGUUUCACCGAAUUUGAUGGUCCCAGGUUGCCCUGGUUGCCUCUGACUCGUCCAAUGCAUGCAUAGCUGAUACUUUGUUGUCAC
Messenger RNA from Durusdinium trenchii, 831 nucleotides. The record is from the annotation of a GenBank genome assembly. Lineage: Eukaryota; Dinophyceae; Suessiales; Symbiodiniaceae.